This is a messenger RNA of Trichomonas vaginalis G3, 1078 nucleotides long. RefSeq lists its product as uncharacterized. The annotation marks the transcript as partial. The transcript has a single exon. The record is from RefSeq and is a predicted model, not a curated record. Lineage: Eukaryota; Parabasalia; Trichomonadida; Trichomonadidae.
AUGAAUAACGCAGAUUUAAAAAAUUUAAUUGAUGAUUUAGUAUUUAAUCAAAAUUUUCUUAAUUAUUAUGAAUUAAAAUCAUAUCUCCAAAAAUAUGAUGAAAAUAUAACGGGUGAUGAUAUGGAAUAUUAUUAUCCAUAUUAUAAAAAUGAAAUUUUGAAAUAUCAUGAUAAAAUAAUUUCUAAAAUUAAAGACAAAAUUAAAAAUAAUGAAUAUAUAAAGGGAAAAACUAAAUCACAACUUAAACAAUUGAAAGAUUUCAAAAAUAAAGUAUUAACAGAAGAAGAUAUUGAUGAAUUAUAUAAUUUAUAUAAUCCUGAGCCGCAAAAAACAAAGGUGCAAAACGCCCGGGUCAUUCAGACCAUAAAUGAUGCACAAGCUUUAAUUUAUGAUUCAUUAGUUAAACCACAUUCAGCCCGACUUUUAAAUGAAGAUCAACUUUUGGAAUUCAUCCUUCAACAUAAACUCGAAGUGGGAAAGUAUAUCAAACCUUUAUAUACAGCAUAUUUAAAACAAAUGAAUAGAAUACAUCCAGAAUUAAUGAAAGGAGGAAUGAAUUCCAAAACUUCAUCAUCCAAAAUCAAAGCAGAUAAAAUUAAACCACUUGCAACACCAAAACCUCCAACAGUAGUACCUCCUCCUCCUUCAGUUAAUCCUUCAUCAUUCACUUUAUUAUAUCCAUUUCAAACAUUAAAGAAGCAAAAAGAUUUUAAAAAGGAUUUCAAGAUAUUAAAUAAACCAAUUGACCCAAAAAUUCAACCGUUAAAGGAAAAAUUUGGUCGCCCUUCAUUUGCACCAUAUCCAUAUUCAUACGAAAUCGAUCAUUUAGAAUAUUCAAAAGGAAACGUUACUUAUUUAUUCGCCAUUAACAUUAACACUAGAUAUUUAUAUUGCAUUCCGGUGAAAGGGAAAACAGAACAGGAAACAAGAAGAGCUAUACAAUACUUACUAGAUCAUGAAAGAGUAGAUAAUAUAAGGGGUGAUGGUGAUAAAGGAUUUCAGGCAGCUAUGGCUCAUUAUUUCCCACAAAUUAAUUUUUACUUUUCAUCCUCUCCAUAUACGUUUCAUAAUAAAAUAG